This is a messenger RNA of Lactuca virosa, 516 nucleotides long. The record is from the annotation of a GenBank genome assembly. NCBI's taxonomy places the organism in Eukaryota, Viridiplantae, Streptophyta, Magnoliopsida, Asterales, Asteraceae.
AUGCUUAUAGCUCUUGAGGAGAAAGAUCCACGAAGAAUCUUCGAAGGUGAAGCUCGCAUGAGGAGGAUGAACAUGUAUGGUUUGUUGGAUGAGAGCCAAAACAAGCUCGAUUACGUUCUUGCCCUCACUGUUGAAAAUUUCCUUAAACGUCAUCUUCAAACCCUCGUCUUCAAAACUAGUAAGACCAAAAGCAUACAUCUUGCUAGAGUCCUCAUCAAACAAAGUCACAUCAGGCUGAGAGAGAAUUGCAGCCAUGUUUUUCUAAAGAGUAUUGUUAAGCUAAUUGUUGAGCUAAUGAGAAAUCACAAUACCCCCGAGUCAUUGCUUUUGGAAGCAACUGCUAGAGCAGUUCAACCAGUGCUGGAAAGGGGAGAAUCUGGAAUGGCAGCUGCAGAUGACUCUCAAAUCUUCUCAAGUGUCGGUUGCCUGGUACCAUCCAGUGCCUUUCUCACCCGAGUACUCAUGUACGUGCCCUUAGCACCUCGGUUCUUAGAGCCAUUUUGCACUCCGGAUUGA